AGGGAACCGGAGCUGCGACCAGAGGUUUCCACUCCCGCGAAAAGGGACCGAGGUGGGGGAGAGGCAAAAAAGAUGGGAGAAGGGCCUGAAGGGAGAAGGGCAAGACGAGGGAUCCCUAAAAAGGGCUGGGGACCGGCCGAGGCAACUGGAUGAGGCUGGGUCUCCUAGAGGCCUGGGAUUUGGUGAGGCCCUCCUGUGCUCAGGUGCUGUCAGAAUCCAUCCUGGAUCUCAAAGGCCACCUCUUCCUAGGACAUCCUUCAGCUUUCUAGUGUGACUUUAGGCAAGUUAACCUUAGUUUGUUUCACCCAUCAAAUGGGAUAACAGAAACUACCUGAUAGGAUUGUUUUGAGGAUGCAUUAUAUUAUGUGAAAUGCUAGUAUAGUCCCUUGCAUGGAGUAAACAUUAUAGAAAAGUUUGCUCUGGUUCUUUUUCUUCCUAAGGAGCUGUAUAUACCUGCCCAGGGCUCUGGCCUCAUUCUGCCGGGUCUCAUCUCUGUCUUACCCACCGGACUAUGAGCUCCUUGAGGGCAGGGCCCUUUCCUUUAUUACUUCAGUAGUCACCCCCACCCCCAAGAUACUGUGGUCCUGCUAAGGCCAGUCCCAAGGAGAGCUGAAGAGAUGUGUUUAGAUUUAUCCAGUGAAAUUGGAAAUUGCUGCUAUAGGUAGAAGCCAGAAGCACAAGGUUUUCCUCUGUCCUCGAGCUUAGAGACUAGAUCGGGAACUGAGAUGGGCACAGGGCAUAAAGAGAAACAUUAGUACUAAACCUCGGGGUACAGACUGUACUUAGUUCUGGAGCUCAGGGUAUGGGCUGGAGGGGCUGAGAAGGGCUCCUGCUGAUGUGGUCCUUUUACCAGGCCUGAGCCUGCAGCUAAGAAAGUGGGGCCUGUGCUGGGAGUGGUCAGUGCACAGUGAGCAGUGGUGGGAGUUAAGGCUGGGGAGGCGGGGAAGGGGCCAGUCUGCCCAAAGGCUCACUAGAAAAGGGGAAUGCCCUCUCCUUCCAUUGUGGCCUCCUCUUUCCUCCUUCCCAAUCUUGGGAGACCCCCAGAAUCUGAGCUUUAGAAACUCUGGAGCUGAAAGGCCUGGCCUCAGCCACUUAGUGGCUGUGUGACCUCAGGCACUUCUGCUCCCUGAGCCACAGUGUAGCUGUCUAUAAAAUGGGGACAGGAAUACCACCCAUGUCAUCUGGUGGUUGGGACGAUGGAAGAUCAUUCCUGCAGAGCACUUAGCACUGCCUCGCACAUUGUAGGCAGCUGGUAAAUGGAAGGUGUUCUUGUUUUCUGGGCAGACUUUGUCACCAAUGUCAGUGCUGAACUCUGACGGGCCCCCCCAAGGGGAGAGCCUCAGCCCUCAGGAGCCAGGUCCGCCAGCCAGCUCGGACAGUGACCCAGGCCACUUGCCAGAGGGGCUCCCUGAGGAGACUUCGCAGGUGGUGGAAGCCCUUUCCUUCCCUCUGAGACCCGACAUGCCCUCAUCCUACAGACCUCCUCCCACUUCCACCACCCGGAAGGGUCCUAAAGUUCUGAGCUUGGGGCUCCCUGGCCCGGACACCAGCGGGGACCCCGACUGGCCUGGGCUUCGGACCCUCCUGCAGCAGCUGCCUCCGCAGGACAGUGAUGAGCGCUACUGCCUGGCCCUUGGGGACGAUGAGCUGGCUGAGCUGCGGCUCUUCUGUGCCCAACGGAGGCGGGAGGCCCUGGGACAGGGGGUGGCCCGCCUGGUACCUCCCAAGCUGGCAGAACACACCUGCGAGAAGUGCAGGGAGCGGCUGAGGCCCGGGGAGUACGGAGUGUUCGCUGCCCGUGCAGGAGAGAGGCGCCGCUGGCACCCAGCUUGCUUUGCCUGCCAGGUCUGCGGCCAGACCCUGAUGAAUCUCAUCUGCUUCUACCACGACGGGCUUCUCUACUGCGGCCGUCAUCACGCAGAGCUGCUGCGGCCGCGCUGCCCGGCUUGUGACCAGCUGAUCUUCUCCCGGCGCUGCACUGAAGCGGAGGGACGGCGCUGGCACGAGAACCACUUCUGCUGCCAGGACUGCGCCGGGCCCCUGGGCGGGGGACGUUAUGCCUUGCCGGGGGGCGGCCCCUGCUGCCCCAGCUGCUUUGAGAGUCGCUAUUCGGAUGCCGGCUCGAGCCAGGCCCCGACCCUGGAAGGGAGGGCGUCGCUUGGUAAGGGAGAACGUGCAGCUCAAAGGGGAAGGGGCAGCGGCUUGGGCUGGGCUGAGGAGGGGAUUCUCCCGGGCUGGGACCCUCGCCCCGGUCCCACGCCGUCCCAUCCCUCCAGCAGCGCCCCCGUCCCCCCACCGCACCCCCCAGACCCGAGCCUCGGGGCCCGCAGCUCUCACCGCGCGUCCCUGGCCGGAGCGCUCCAAGGGCCUCCGGAACCCAUCCCGCGCCACCGUUGGGGCUGCGGCGCAGGACUCGCUCCCGGACUGGGGACGCGGCCGCCCUCUGGUGGGCGGUGGCGGGGAGGGGCGGGAGAGCCCGGGAGGGGAGUCACGGCGGCAGCGGCGGCGCGCACGGCUAGGGGGCGGGGCGGGAGGCCGGACCCCAACUGGAACUGGCUUCUGGGGCCCGCCCGCUCGGAUCAGGGAGAGGGAAGACUCCGGGCUCGGAGAUGGGCGUUUCUGACCCGGUCUGGAACAGGGGAGACGAGACUCGACAGAGUUGAAGGAGACUGCGCCCUGCUGGACCCCGCUACCACCUCCCGGGCAGCCCUUCUCGCCUCUGCUUCCCGCUCCAGUCCGGAAACCCAGAGAGGGCUGCUUCGAUCCAGUCCGGAGCAGGAGGGUCGAGCUGGGGACGAGGCGGAGGGACCCAAAGGGCGGGAGCGGGGCCGCCUGGAGACGCCCCUCGGUGCCAAGGAGGACGCCCCUUGCCCCACCUGCUCCUCUUCUGACUCGGAACCCGAAGGCUUUUUCUUGGGCCAGCGCCUUCCCGGUCCUUGGAAGACCCCCGGAAGCCUCCAGGCUGGGGACAGCGACACCUCCAGGAAGCACUGCACCAUUUGCUAGCGGCGCAGCCCGGAGAAAGAGGAGGGGAUGUGAUCUGU
Ailuropoda melanoleuca (giant panda) is the source of this 3044-nucleotide messenger RNA. RefSeq names its product prickle planar cell polarity protein 4 (gene PRICKLE4). The transcript is spliced from 6 exons. Gene Ontology annotation, molecular function: zinc ion binding. The record is from RefSeq and is a predicted model, not a curated record. Lineage: Eukaryota; Metazoa; Chordata; Mammalia; Carnivora; Ursidae. Bases 1297 to 3006 code for a protein of 569 amino acids.